This is a messenger RNA of Cooperia oncophora, 543 nucleotides long. NCBI's taxonomy places the organism in Eukaryota, Metazoa, Nematoda, Chromadorea, Rhabditida, Trichostrongylidae. The record is from the annotation of a GenBank genome assembly.
AUGUCGCAACGACAGGAAAUUUACGCAGCAGCGGACCGAGUCUUCAGUGAAAUAGGAGAAGUCGAUAUUGUCGUCAAUAAUGCAGGUGUAGCCCAUGAAUAUGGGGAUUUUCUGAACAAAACUGAUGACCUGAUAGAGAAGACGGUUCAUAUCAACAUGAUAGCUCAUAUGUGGAUGGCAAAAGCGUUUCUGCCUCGCAUGGUCGAACGAAACGCUGGUCACAUUGUCUGCAUUUGCUCAAUGGCGGGAGUUGUAGGAGCUAGAGAUCUCGUGGACUACUCAGCGUCGAAAUUUGGUGCCUUCGGAUUCCAGGAAGCUCUCGAGAAUGAGACCUAUAAAAAAAGAAGGCGCAACAUCCAAUUCACCACGAUCUGCCCGUCGUUCAUCCGGACCAGGAUGGCUACCGAAAUUCCGCUUGCUCCGUCAACGGAAUAUCUCUCACCUGAGGUGGUCGCUGAGGAAAUCGUCGAUGCUAUUCUCACCAAUAAGCGGAUAUUGUUGCUUCCUAAAAAGGCAUACUUGCUAUACGCUGUCAAAGGGUGA